AUCAUCAUCAUCUACCGAGCGCAACAAGCAUGCGACCCUUAAAGAGCAUCUUUAAUGUCAUCAGCCUAUUGAACCUCUCUGCAUCAAUAGCAUCGAGAUGAAACUCGUGGCUGCCUUAUUAUCCGCCGGAUUCGUCCCCCAUGGUAGCGGUGUGCGGAGCAGCCAGGGAGGAGGCUUCCAAAGAAGUAUUCGUGCCGGAACAAACCGCGAACAAGCACCGGCAAAGAAGGACGGGGAAUAUUGCAUCAAAGAGCAACAAGACAUAUCAACAUCCCCUUCCGCGGGUCCAAGUGCUGGUCGCCAAGAUCAAGAUGCGAUUCAAAACCAUUCCCGCGAAGACAACAGUCAUCCUGCUCUCGUGGAGGUUCGCGGUUCGUCAUCGUCUGGUGAGAGCGCCGCCAGUGCGGAAAACGAGACCAACAGCGCGGAGGCAGAAACUGGAAGUAGACAAGAGAUGAUGAUGAACCCACGUCUAGCACGUCCAGGACACACGCAUGUGAAUUAUGGGGGCCGCCACGCUGCACAGUCAGAGACAGUAAAUUCUACAGCACGAGGACCUGGAGGUGGUCGCGGCG
Molecule: messenger RNA, 575 nt
Organism: Amoebophrya sp. A120
Lineage: Eukaryota; Dinophyceae; Syndiniales; Amoebophryaceae
Source: the annotation of a GenBank genome assembly